This is a messenger RNA of Uloborus diversus, 3313 nucleotides long. RefSeq names its product signal recognition particle 14 kDa protein-like (gene Srp14). Gene Ontology annotation, molecular function: endoplasmic reticulum signal sequence receptor activity; 7S RNA binding. The record is from RefSeq and is a predicted model, not a curated record. Lineage: Eukaryota; Metazoa; Arthropoda; Arachnida; Araneae; Uloboridae. The coding region runs from base 94 to 435 and encodes 113 amino acids. The transcript has 5 exons. Gene Ontology annotation, cellular component: signal recognition particle, endoplasmic reticulum targeting. Gene Ontology annotation, biological process: SRP-dependent cotranslational protein targeting to membrane.
AGAAGAUACCCUGACAACAACACACACAACAUUCCGAAAUCUAAACUGCUUGUAAACGUGUUCUCGAAUAGAUUAUCAAAAAUAGCAUGAAAUAUGGUGCUAUUAGAAAAUGAAGCGUUCCUGAGUGAGUUAACCAGAUUGUUUCAAAAAUCUAGGAAUUCUGGAUCUUUGUAUAUUACUAUGAAGCGAUAUGAUGGGAGAAAUAGACCCAAGCCGAAUCUGUCAAGGCCAACUUCAGUCCCCUUGCCAGCAGUUUCUGAAUAUAAAUGUUUAAUCAGAGCACAUGUUGGAAACAAGAAAAUUAGCACUGUAGUAAAUGCUAAAGAUGUCAACAAAUUCCAAUUAGCAUAUUCAAAUUUAUUAAAAGGUAACAUGGAUGGUUUAAAGAAGAAAGAUAAGAAGAAAGGAACAACUACCACUAAAGCAACUCAAUAACCAAGUUUUAUUACAUUAGAAAUUGAGAAUUUGUUACUGAAAAAUAUUGAAACUUUAUUGAAAUGAAAGUGAUCUUUUUUAAUCAUUAAUUUAAUGUAUAAACAUUCUUAAAAGAACUUGUUUCAUACAGCAUUGUUACUGGUGUUUUUUCUUUUUAUUUCAGCGAACAGCAGAAAAACUGCAGAGCUUUAUUUCUUAGUUUGUCUUUAAUUUAUAUUGUAGAUUUUGAAAUGAUUUUAUAACCUCUUUUUUGAUUUCAAGUUGAUAUUUUUUUUUCAAAAACUUUGCAGCGCACGCUAAAUUGUUUCUAGGAAACUUGGUAUGUAAACAAUCACAAUGUCUAAAAAUAGCCCCCCUAUUUUGUUUUCCACUUUUGGGAAAAUGUAUAGAUAUACAGUUAUUUUUUGAAGUGUUCAUUUCAAACUGCUAAAUUUAAUGUGAUUUUAUAUGUAGUAUCAUUGCCAAAUGUACUACAAAUUUGAAAGGUAGUUAGAUCAGUGACAAUGAAAUUUAUCACACAGUUAUCAUUUUCAGACAUUUAUAAUAUCAUUAAAAACCAGUAUUUGCUAAAAGACAUUAAAAAUAUUUUUAUUGAUAUGUUUAACUAUAAACAAAACUUUUUGAUUCUGCUUGUUUUUAAAUUGAAAAAAAAAAAAAGUGCAGCUCUUAAAGUAACCCCCCCCCCCCCCCCCAGUGAACAAACAUUUUCUGGUUAUUUUUUUUCUUGGAAUUGUAUUGGAAGAAAGAACUACUGCCAAUUCAGCCAGGAACAAAACUUAUUGAAACCUUCUCUUAUAAAAACAAUGAAUUACUGAUAUACUAAUUGGGGUCUUCCCUACCAUCAUGUGGGAUGAGAAGAACAAAUUUAUUUGAACAAAAUUAUUUUGAAAAUAAUAAAUCCAUUUUAUAUUUCUACUGUUUUACCUUCCUAUUAAACCAUGACCUUUAAGUGCAUUUAUUUAAAGUGAUUCCUUUCCAAAUAUAAGCUGUUAGUCUUUAUGAGUAUAUACUUGUCAACUUUUAAGAUUUGACUGCAGUCCAUUUAGGCUGUUCUGUAUGGUCAAUAAAAAAACUGAGGUUUGGCCUACUUUUCUUAGGCUUUUUUUUAUGAGUACUUCUGUUCUUGUUGUUGAGUUCUUGAAAGAACUCAAAACCACUUCAGAGCUUUUUAUAAUUUUCACAUUUUUUUGUGUGCUAUGAAAAAUUGUUUUCAAUUUCUUAUAAAUUAAAUUAUUUUUGAUUCAUUUCAUUUUAAAUUGGUUCUAACUGUAUUUUUUUAAAAAUUAUUACUUAAUUAAAAAUUGUAAUGUAUAUAUUUUUUUGAGAGUAACCCCUUUUAUGAGCUUUUUCAUUGAAAAUAUUGGCCAUCAAAGCUUUUGUAAUCAAUCUUUCUCUUUUCAAAACAUGUGCAGCCAGCUCUCUUUGACAUUUUACAUCACUCAGCAUCAAAUGUAAAUCUACUUAAUGUGUGAUUCGAAAUCAUUUUAAACUCUCUUAUAAAAAGAAGCUAAUUGUAUGAUAUGUACCGGGUGCUGAAGGAGUUAAGUUAUAUCUUGUUCAACAAUUUUGAAUAUUGAGGAAUGUUUCUCCAGACUUAGCAUUCUGAUAUUUCAUAAUUUUAUUGAUGUUUUGAAUUUUAGUUUCAAUGGUAAAAGUGAAAAACCGGUAAUCAAAAUAAAUAAAUAAAUAAAAUAAAGUUUAUAUAUUACACCUAAUGUAAUGUGCAUGUUCCUUUCAAACUUGCAAUAUAAAUAUGGUGUCAUUUUUAGAUUUUGAAAGUUUAUUUAUUUAUUAAACUUUUUUUUUUACAGUUCAUGGUUCACAGUUCAUGUAGUGCAAAUGUGUCAUUUAUCUUUGUUAGACAGCUGUCAAAAAUGGCCUGAUAAAAAAUUUGCUCUGUUCAACAAAUUAAAUUUCUGGUAUUUGUGCAAAAAAAAAAAAAAAAAAAAAGUGCAGUAUAUGAAUAAGAAAAUAAUUUACUUUUGAGUUUAAUUGGUGUUAGAAAGACAGGUUGCAGAUUGUGUCUAAAGUUUGUUAAAUGAUACAUGAAAUAAAUUUUCAUAUUAAUUUCUUUAAGAAGUUUGUUUUAAACUUUUUUUUACAACUUAGACAAAUAAUAAAAAAAAAAAAGAUGGUGAAAGAUCUGUCUCCUUUGGAUAUUAAUUCUUCAGUAACUCUGAAAUCAAUUUUUCACUUUUUUUUGUUUAGCAUUAUCAAAUUCUAUGUACCAGGUAAUAGUUGUGAAUAUUGAAAUUAAACUACACUAGUAAUAGUCGUAAACAAUGUUUAAAAAAAAAAAAAAAACACACACACACACAAAAUACUAUCACCUGAUUGCAAAUGCAGGUUUUGGGGUUUGAAGAGCUCUUUUUCAAUGCAAAGAAAUUUGAGCUUUUGGGUGCGUCUGCAGUCAAUUGCAAAUUUGCUUUAUCAACGUUAUUUACUAGUUACUUUUUUGCAAAUAGGUUAUUCAUUGUGUCAACUAGUACACUAUAUUUGGGUCAAACCUAACCUGGCAGCAUCAUUAUGCUAUGAUCAAUGCAAAGGGUUCACCUACCAUUUGUACUGGUGAUCUCCAAAUUUCUAGUUUUGCCACUUGCAUCCCUUUGCUUCUCACAACCUCAUAUGUAGUGCUACACUGUGUGUGAAUCAGAUUUACAUCACAAUCAAUAUUUUCGAAGCUCAAAAACUCUUUGAAUGUGGAUCUCAAAUAUUUUCAUUGACUUGACUGUAACACUUCUAAAAUUAUUGCUUCUCUUAGGAAAACUAAUAAAUGAUUCUUUAGUACUUUGCAUUCUUAAACACAUUUUACUUCUAAAAAAGGUAUAAAACUAGCAGAACUUUUAAUUUUAAGAGAAUAUCUUAAAUGUAAACAAAC